Meira miltonrushii is the source of this 1212-nucleotide messenger RNA. RefSeq lists its product as uncharacterized. The transcript has 3 exons. The record is from RefSeq and is a predicted model, not a curated record. Lineage: Eukaryota; Fungi; Basidiomycota; Exobasidiomycetes; Exobasidiales; Brachybasidiaceae. The coding region runs from base 1 to 1212 and encodes 403 amino acids.
AUGAAGCAAACAACAACUCUGGCGACUGCUUUUAUCUCUAUCCUUUUUCAUUCACGGGUUACAAGUCAAUUACCUUUGAAUAGUCACGAGUCUCAAUCGGUAGAUUCAGAUUGGAAAGCUUAUAUCAACUGGCCGUCAUCUCCUGCAAAAGCAUCAGAACCAGACGAGGUGAACAGUGCUCCAAGUACAAGCACAAACGUGCAAUCGAACGUCCACGCUGAGGAAAGUCUUAAAAAGAAUUUUAAGUAUUCAAAAGAGAAAAGAAAGCUAGAUCAUCUGAAAAUGAGGGAAGAUCCAGAGAGGUGGCAGCUUGAGCUAAUGCGAAAGAGGCAGUCAUAUCAUCUUAGAAAGAUUUACCGCUCUCAAGAAUUCAAACGUUUAAGCAAAGCAGAACAAAGGGUCACCAUUCAAGCAAGAAAAGAAAUGUUCCGUAAAACACACUGUAAGGGUUUUAGAACUGACGCAAUCGGUAAUAUUCGUGUACAGCGGAAACAACUGAAAGCAAUUGGAAGCCGUGAAGCAUCUCCCGAUUGGUUUCGUGAAUUGGAAUCUCAAAACUUUGAUUGGGGCAACAUUGUUGAUCUGCCUUCAUCACCUGAGAGAGGGGUUUCUUUUCAUAAUUCAAACGAAGAGCCGCAUCCAUCAAUCCAAUCGAAUCAUCCUAAUAGCGAGACACCAAAGGAUGAUAGAAACACACAUGGACAUGGCAACAACAGCGAGAAGUCAAACACGAUUAUUUCUCGGGAAAGAAGGCAAAAGCAAGAGAACAGUCGUCGAUAUUAUGACAAGCUUCGAAGUGAUCCCAAAAGAUUGGCAUUAGCCAGAGCUCGCGAUAAGAGUAGACACCUAAAACGAAAAGUGGAAGCACAAGAAAGAUUAAAUAGUCUACCACAAGCAGAAAGAGAAGCUGAGAUUGCAAGUCAAAAGUCAAAAAGAUCUGAGUAUAAUAAACGAUAUCAUGAAAAACACAGUGACCUAAUCAGGGCAAAAAGGAAAAUAGCAAAUAAACCGAUCAAAGUUUAUAAACUGUCCGAAACAGAGCGAGAAAUAGGCAAGAGAAAAAUGCAAUUAAGUCGUGCUCGGAAGAGAGAGAGAGAGAAACAGCAAAAACAGCCCUUAUCUCCACAACAACAGCUUCCAGCACAAAAGAAUCCCUGGUCACAUAAUCGUAACCCCCCGAGCCACCUUAAGGGUGAUGGUAAUUGGCUCUAG